UAUGGCACAUCACACGAACAGAGAACUUUCGUUUUCAAAGAGAAGGCCAAGAAAGAAAGAUGCUGCUGCGGUUGAAGCGAACACUUCAAAGCUUAAAGAGAACAGCAACAAUCUCACAGGCUCAAGCAAUCAAGAAUUUGAGCACCCAAAUCAAGAAAGAAGAUGUCCCUACAGAGAAACUAGACUGUGUGGUUAUAGGAGCAGGAGUGGUGGGGAUAGCAAUAGCUAGAGAGCUUGCUUCCAAAGGCAGAGAGGUUUUGGUCCUUGACUCUGCCUCCACUUUUGGCACUGGCACCAGUUCUCGCAACAGUGAAGUCAUUCAUGCUGGCAUCUACUACCCUCCUGAUUCUCUCAAGGCUUUAUUUUGUGUGAGGGGAAGAGAAUUGCUGUACAGAUAUUGCUACGAACAUGGGGUGCCAUGUAAACAGAUAGGUAAGCUAAUAGUUGCAACUGGGCCAUUGGAGAUUUCGAAGUUAAAUGAGUUAAUGAAUCGUGGAACUCAAAAUGGGGUUGAUAAUUUAAAGAUGUUGGAGGGUUUUGAAGCCAUGAAAAUGGAACCUGAAUUGCAAUGCAAGAAAGCAUUGCUAUCACCUGUUUCUGGAAUUGUUGAUUCUCAUUCACUAAUGCUAUCUUUAGUGGGAGAAGCUGAAAAUAAUGGAACAACUUUCUCUUAUAACUCUACAGUCAUCGGUGGCCAUCUGGAAGGGAAUUGCCUGCACCUCUAUAUUGUUGAAAGCAAAGAUCUUGAGAAUUGGAAUGGAGACUAUCCAUUGCAUCCAGAGCUUGUACUUGUUCCUAAGCUUGUAGUGAAUUCUGCAGGAUUGAGUUCCCUGGCCCUUGCAAAGAGAUUUCAUGGCCUAGAUAAUGGUAUAAUUCCUCCAGGGUUCUUUGCUCGUGGUUGCUACUUCACCUUAUCAAGUACAAAAGUUCCUCCUUUUGAACAUUUGAUAUAUCCUAUACCUGAGGAUGGCGGCCUUGGGGUGCAUGUUACUCUGGAUUUGGAUGGCCAACUCAAGUUUGGCCCGGAUGUUGAAUGGAUUGAUGGCAUAGAUGAUGUAUCAAGCUUUCUAAAUAAGUAUGAUUAUUCCGUAAGUGCCAGUCGUGCAGAGAGAUUCUACCCAGAGAUAAGAAAGUACUAUCCAAAUCUAAAGGAUGGAUCACUGCAGCCAGGCUACUCAGGGAUUCGACCGAAAAUUUCUGGUCCUCGACAGUCUCCUAUCGACUUUGUAAUACAGCAGGGAGAGGAUAUCCAUGGGGUGCCUGGUCUUGUUAACCUCUUUGGAAUUGAGUCCCCUGGCCUAACUGCAAGUAUGGCUAUUGCUGAGCAUAUAGCUUCCAGAUUCUUGAAGUGACAGCAUGCUUUAAGUUUGGGAUUUCAUUUCAAGAACAUUUUCAUUCUUUGCGUGAGAGGUGUGAUGAUUAAGGAUGCAGACUUCAAGUUCAGCGAUGACUGAUGAACGCAUUCUCCCCUUUAAUAUUGAGACCAUACUUCAACUUACUGGCUUCUGCUAGUGUGGUGGUGUUUGAUUUGCUGAGAGAUUGCCAUGUUUUAAACUUGGAUUCCUGAAAUCUGUCAGCAUUAUUGCUCGCUCAUGCAGAAUCGCAUUUGUGUAUCAAUUUUAAUAUUACGAGAGGCAUUCCCAUAGUAAA
Populus nigra (black poplar) is the source of this 1650-nucleotide messenger RNA. RefSeq names its product L-2-hydroxyglutarate dehydrogenase, mitochondrial. Gene Ontology annotation, molecular function: (S)-2-hydroxy-acid oxidase activity; (S)-2-hydroxyglutarate dehydrogenase activity. The record is from RefSeq and is a predicted model, not a curated record. Gene Ontology annotation, cellular component: mitochondrion. The coding region runs from base 60 to 1352 and encodes 430 amino acids. NCBI's taxonomy places the organism in Eukaryota, Viridiplantae, Streptophyta, Magnoliopsida, Malpighiales, Salicaceae. The transcript has 5 exons.